Molecule: messenger RNA, 1908 nt
Organism: Mya arenaria
Lineage: Eukaryota; Metazoa; Mollusca; Bivalvia; Myida; Myidae
Product: putative carbonic anhydrase 3
Exons: 3
Coding region: 1-504 (167 amino acids)
Cellular component (GO): cytoplasm
Molecular function (GO): zinc ion binding; carbonate dehydratase activity
Source: RefSeq, a predicted model, not a curated record
AUGGAUGGACGCUGGUUCCUGACAUGUUCCAAGGGACUGGCUGUGCUCGGAGUGUUCGCCAAGAUCGGGCGGCCCCACCCCUACUUCCAGGCCAUCAUAGAUAACCUUAGGCUUCUCGACAUCGGCGACUACGCGAACGUGCGUCCGUUCCCGAUGAGCGAGCUUUUGCCUGGCAACCGGGAGACGUACUACCGGUACAACGGCUCCCUUACCACCCCGCCCUGCUCCGAGAGUGUCGUGUGGACUGUGUUCCGAGAACCCAUCGAGAUCUCAGAGGAACAGAUUGAGCAGGUGCGUAUGUUGUCCAAGAUCUCUAACGUGACGGACAACUACCGGCCCAUCCAGAGCCUCAACGGUCGCCGCAUAUUCGUCCGCAAUCAGCCUGCCACCAGCGUCUACGGCGCCAAAGAAUCCAUCAACAAUCCUUCCGGUGACGCCGCCCUGCCCCUCGCUUCCCUUUUCCUCAUCCUGGCGCCACUCGUUGCUGCCGUCUUGAAAUAUUGAGGAAGUGUCGACACGUGAUGCGCGCUGUGGCUGUUACCGCGGAGUGAAAAGGGAAAGGGGGCGGAGGGAACUGGCCGUGUGGACUGUGCUUGUGACAUUUUAAUGAGCCGUUAGUUAACUGUACUGCCCCGUCCCUCGCAGAAGCAGCGUUAGCACGCGGACACAUGCAGACUGCAAGAUGUUGGAUAUUGCAAUUCCCCUUCUUCGAUUACCUUUGAGCAAAAUACUCGUUUGUUUUGAUAUGCUCUGGGGCCAACAUUUCUGACGAGUGAUAUUGGUCCCAGAUAUGUGUAAGUAUAGGGAUCUGUCUCAAACACAAUUCGUUGGGGAAGGCACGCUCUUGCCAGGAUUUACUAUACGGAUUGUUACAACCUUUUGAUCUUUUAUAAGCUAAAUGCUUCCACUUUUUGUUCAUGUAUGUUUUAUUAAUUUAAUAACAAACAUUUUUUUUUAAGUUGUCGCCCUCCCCACCAAAGGUUUGGUUUAAGGAAGAGCCUUAAGUAGGUCUAGCAUGACGGAUAUAUGCUCUAUGGAUUUAAAUCUAUGAUUUAUUAGUAUGUUGGAGUCAUCAUUGAUAUUUACAUUUUUCUUGCCAUGAGUAAAAUUUUACUUUUGUAAAUCAAAUUGUGAAUAUAUAGAUAUUUGUUAACAUUAGUUAUUGUAUUUGUUAUUUUAGUCCUAUUUAGAACUGCCAAUGAAGAAAUACACUGACGUUUGAAUAACACUGGUUUAAUCAUUUUAAAAGUUACGAUGUUGAAAGGGUCCAAAUCCAUGUAUAAUAACAAAAACUUAUUUAAAAUCUUAGUUUCUAAUACUACUGUGUACGGCUGUUGAAAAACAAAACAAUGAAAGAUAAGCACAAAUGUGAACGUGUCCUGCUCGGUAUCAAAGUCUGAAUAUGGUCGUCAUUCAUAUUUGAUUACACCUUUUUCUUUUGAUAUCGUGUGACCGUUUUACACACAGUUUUACGUACAUGUUGGGGUCCUGUCAUCAAUAGAGGGGUACGUGUCCAUAUAGACGUUACAUAUACACUCAUCCUACAGUCUGCAGCAGUUCAGUUGCUUAGGUCUUUUAAGAUUCGUCUUAAAACUGAAACAUAUUGAAAAACCGCAGAGUAUUUUAAAACCUGCAGGAAGAAACAGAAUUUAGCUGGCCACUCGAAAGAUCAUAUCGCAUUUGUGCUUAAGUUGCAAUUCUUGUUUAUUAACGGCGACCAGUUCACUUAAAAUGUAAAUGGCAUUUUGAAGAUUUAUGGAGUUUGUUAUGACAAAGUAUUAUUUGACCUUAUAUCAUCAUAGUUUUUUAUAAAAGAAUAAAUAGUAUUGCUCUUUUCAGCAAUAUCAUUAUAAUUAUAUACCUUAUCAUUUUGAUUUAAUGUUUUGAUUUGUAACAAAUAAAUGAUGA